Molecule: messenger RNA, 1872 nt
Organism: Thermochaetoides thermophila DSM 1495
Lineage: Eukaryota; Fungi; Ascomycota; Sordariomycetes; Sordariales; Chaetomiaceae
Exons: 4
Coding region: 1-1872 (623 amino acids)
Biological process (GO): intracellular signal transduction
Source: RefSeq, a predicted model, not a curated record
AUGGCCGCGGCUUCAAACCCUCCUCGCCCAUCGCCAUUGACCGAUACCGUCCCGACGUUAGCCAGUCGCGACCGCAAUAAUAUAAGCGCCACAAACGUUUUGCAUCCGCACACGAGCCGCUCGCGCCACUCGAACAACCCGUCCAUCAGCUCGCAGCGAUCCAGCAGCGGUCUUCUGGCCUUUUUCGAUCGUACACUCACCGGCAUCACUGAAGCCAAGCUCCGUCAACACCAAUUGAACGGCCGCGUCUCGACUGGAUCCGACUUGCUCCCCAGCGUGCGACCCAGCUCGACGAUUCUGCCCAGCGAUCCCCCUUCAAAGCCGUAUACCGAAACCGAUCCGUCCUUCCCAAAGCCAAUCCGCGCCCCCCGCUACGACAGCAAGAUGCACCAGACGUCAUCGCGCCUCUUGCGCAUGACGGACGAUGACCGUCCGUUCACCAAGGACUUCAAAGACCUCUUUGCGACCUUGAUUGUCAGUCUUCUCCCACUCGGUUCACACCGCGUGCGCUUUACUAGGGUGGAAAACACCUUCCUGUCUGAGGAUGCCAUCAACAAUCUUAGCUCGCUCAAGUUCUCCCAGUCCAACCGAAUGCCAGAUCCCCAGGAUCCCAGCCGGAUUGUAACCACGACGACCACCACGACAUUCUCUAUGGCCAAGGAUAUGGCUCGCUCGAUCUGCCAGCGCUUUCUGGAGGCCAGGUUCAUCGAAUCAGCCGAUGGGAAGAAUCAGCAGGUUUACACCAUGAAGGGCACCGUAUGGCAGCUGACACCGAAGGGCAUCUGCAUUCUAGACCGCUUCGUCUCACGGAAUGGUAUUCAGCUGAAGCAUGUCCACGAUUUGAUCGGCUCCUCCGUAUCGCAACUCGUGAUUCUGGAACGUGAUCCUGCUACGGAUAAGCUCCUUACCGAUCGCGCCACUAUCGAGGUUAUCUUCCGCAGGUUCAUUGGCGUCAAUGGUCCCAACGUCAAGCAGAGUGUGGGCGCGGCCGAUUCCGAUUCACUGUCUGACUACAAAGACGGUAUAACCGGUGUAAAGAUGGCCGCCGAACGGAAGAUCGGCAACAAGACUUACAAGGAGACCUUCACCGGCAAGGCGGCGGCUGACUGGUUGAUGGAUUGCUGCACGACAGUUGACCGCAGGGAAACCGUUGAGAUCGCCUCGCUCUUUGUCGAGUACGAACUUAUCGAAUCCGUUCAGGUUGACCGGAACCACAUCUCCCAGUUCCCGUCGCACAACCUUUUCCAGCCGACGAAGCAUGCUAUUUACCAGCUCACGUCCAAGGGCCGGGAUCUCAUUGCUCCCAAGCGCGCUUCUGAGGGGGACAACGCCUCGUACCGCGCGGCGGCUAUCUCUCAGAACUCCAAUACCCAGCGCCUGGAUAAAAUCCUCAAUGACCCGGCUCUUAGACUGCUGUUCCGCGAGAACCUCCGCGACACUCACUGCGAGGAGAACCUUUCAUUCUACCAGGAUGUUGAUGAUUUUGUGCGUCAGUGUCGGCAAGCUCUCAAGGUGUACCAGCAGGCGAGUAGUAAGGAGGGCGCCACCGAGCAUCUCAGAGAGAUCAUGGCACAGGCGUACGGCAUUUACAAUGCAUUCCUGGCUCCUGGCUCUCCGUGCGAGCUUAACAUCGACCAUCAGCUCCGGAAUAACCUUGCUUCUCGCAUGACCAGGUCCGUGAAUGAUGAAGCUGUUGCCGAGACCCUUAACGACGUGAUGGAACUCUUCGCGGAUGCCCAGAACGCUGUCUUCAAGUUGAUGGCUAGUGACUCGGUUCCCAAAUUCCUCCGGAACCCCAAGUAUGAGCAUAUCCUCAAGAACUACGACUUCGAUGUUAGGACGUGGAGUCAAUCUUAUCGCAAGGCCGGGUAA